This is a messenger RNA of Dioscorea cayenensis subsp. rotundata (Guinea yam), 1616 nucleotides long. RefSeq names its product D-ribulose kinase. Gene Ontology annotation, cellular component: cytosol. The record is from RefSeq and is a predicted model, not a curated record. The transcript is spliced from 9 exons. Gene Ontology annotation, biological process: xylulose metabolic process. Gene Ontology annotation, molecular function: D-xylulokinase activity. The coding region runs from base 91 to 1509 and encodes 472 amino acids. Lineage: Eukaryota; Viridiplantae; Streptophyta; Magnoliopsida; Dioscoreales; Dioscoreaceae.
CAUCGUCCUCAUCUCUCUAACAAUACGAACCGCGAACGUGAGAAACGUAACAACACUUGAGAGAAGCUCGAGAGCAUCAUCAGCUCAACAAUGACGGCCCUCAUGCUGCUUCCUGCGCCGCAUUCUUUUGCUCUUUCCGGUCAUGGAGGUUGUGGUUUGUCAAGAAAUUUUCUUUCAAGAAUCAAGAGGCAUACAGUUGUAAAAAUGAGUAGCAAAGGCUCUUUAGAUGAAGAAUUUCAAGGGAGGAAGAGGCUUUACCUAGGGAUUGACUUUGGAACGUCUGGGGCUCGUUAUGCUCUUAUAGAUAAACAAGGGAUUGUUCAUUCUGAAGGGAAAAGGACGUAUGGGCAAACCAAUGUUGCCAUGAAUCGGGCAAGCUCGUGGAAGGAAACACUUCUGUCGCUACUUGAAGAUCUCCCUCCUACACUUUGUCCAUAUAUUUCCUCCAUAUCCAUUGAUGGAACUUCAGCAACAACAUUGAUCAUUGACAGUACUACAGGAGAACCACUGUGUAAACCAUUUCUGUACAAUGAAAGCUGUCCUGACGCUUUACCAUUCGUCACGUCCCUUGCUCCUGAAAAUCAUACUGUUUGUGCUGGAUCAUCCACUCUCUCUAAGCUGGUCUCAUGGUGGAAUUCACAUAAUUCAGAUAAAGGUAAUGCUAUACUGAUGCAUCAAUCAGAUUGGCUGUUGUGGCUUCUUCAUGGAAAGCUUGGAGUGAGUGACUACAACAAUGCUUUGAAGGUUGGAUAUGAUCCAGAGACUGAGUCCUAUCCAAGUUGGUUGGUUUCUCAGCCAUUCUCUUAUUUACUUCCCACUGUGAAACCACCUGGAACUCCGAUUGAAUCUAUAAAAGAAGAUAUGAGAAAACAAUUUGGCUUUCCAAAGGAUUGCGUUGUUUGUACAGGAACGACUGAUAGUAUAGCUGCUUUUCUGGCAGCUGGCGCUACUCUGCCAGGGAAAGCUGUUACAUCCUUGGGUUCGACACUUGCCAUUAAACUCCUUAGCACUUCUCGAAUUGAGGACUCUAGAUUUGGUGUAUACAGCCAUCGUCUUGAUGAUAAGUGGCUUGUUGGUGGUGCUUCGAAUACUGGAGGAGCUGUUCUGAGGCAGAUCUUCACUGAUGACCAAUUGGAACUUCUGAGUCAGCAAAUAAAUCCCUUGGUAGCUUCUACUUUGGAUUAUUAUCCUUUACCAGCAUAUGGUGAAAGAUUUCCAAUUGCUGACCCAAACAUGCAACCAAGGUUGCAUCCACGACCAGAGAACGAUGUUCAUUACUUGCAUGGGAUUUUAGAGUCCAUUGCCCGGAUUGAGGCCAAAGCUUUUGGAUUACUGAAAGAGCUCGGUGCUACUGAGGUGGAAGAAGUAUAUACAGCCGGGGGAGGAGCGAAGAAUGAGGCCUGGAGAAAGAUAAGGGAGAGAGUUUUAGGGAUCCCAGUUCGUCGAGCGGAGCACACAGAGGCUGCUUAUGGAGCUGCAUUGUUAGCUCUUAAGGGUGCAUGCCAAUAGAACAUUGAAUGAUGCUUCGAUGAUUUAUUUAACUGUUAUUAUGUUGAAUUUUAAAUAGUCAACAAGUUGAAAUGGUUGAGGUUGUGAUGGAAAUUCAUUUUUUUCAA